UAUAGGGAUAGUGACGACUCUUAAAUAAAGUACAGAAUGAAUACUUCAAAUUAUUUCUUAUGAUUAUUUAUUUUUUGAACAUAAAUACAAUGAAAUUUGCAUUAAAAUAUAGCGAGUGAAUUUAUUUAGUGACAAGCUAAUACAAUAAUUAAAUUCCAAUUUUAAAUAUUAGAAAGUACAAUGGUGACUCUUACUAUCCAAGAUCUUUUACCCUAUAACACAAAUAAACCUAAUAAGAAAGUGGAUAUGGAUGCAAUAUUACCUUUUUUAAUAUUGCCACUUUUGCUGUUAGUAGCCACGAUAUCCCGUGCAAUUACUAUAAUAGUCAUGGUAGUCAUAGGAAUGGGUGCAUUGUACGUAUUAUCCAGACCACGUCAGAAGAACAGAUCACCAUUUUUUUACUCAUGGACAUUAUCUUCAGCUUUAUAUAUGUUUUUAAUAUUUGAAAUUGGAAUAUUGGGACUAUUGGAAAUAACACAACUAGAGAACUUCAUAUUUCUACUAUUGCUAACAUGUACAUGCUAUUUCUUUUAUAAAAUGAAAGCAGUUGCUGACUUUGAACUAGCUACUGGAUCUUCAAAAGGAAAAGAAUACAGCCCUGUCCUCACAUCAGAUUCUCACUACUGCCAGAUAUGUCAAAUUGAGGUAAAUGAACGGUUCUUUCACUCAAUAUGGUGGGACUGCUGUGUACUUAAACCUAAUUAUGGCUAUUUCCUAGUUGGACAGCUGCUAGCAUUUGCAACACUUUUGUUUGGAACCAACUUAGGUCUGACAAGUGUUUGUCAACCUUUUAUAUUAUAUGGUACUAUAUUAAUGCCAGAAGAUUGUGACGAUGUAUAUUAUGAAUUCAAUAUGGCGCUUUGCUUUGUUACCUGUGUGUACGGUGUGGGAUAUCUAUUUGUUAUAUUUCUAGUGCUACUUCAUCAAUUAUUGAUAUACAUUCCAAAAUAUAGUGAACCACAAUGGAGAAAACUCAUUAAUGUUUUCAAUGUAUAAUAAAUAUAAUGAACUUAUUUAAAUAUUAAUUUUAAUAAGAGUAGUUUACUGAGGGGUAAUUAUUAUGAAAUAGAUACUAUAAAUCAAUUAAAGAUAAAUUUGAAUCUUUGUAAUAUAUUCUGUACAUAUUCACUAUUUUAUUUUUAUUAAAUUGUUUAUAUUUUAUUAUAUACAAGAUAAUGUUUUUAAUACUAUAAAAAUGAAUUAUUUUUUAUUAAAAAUAAGUAAUUUAUAUUGUAAUACCAUUUGUCUUCUCUGUAAAUAUAAAAUGUAUUGAUAAUUGUGUAUCUGUAAUUCUUAUCGAACUAUAGAUAAAUACCAAGUAGUAAACAUUUUUGUUAUUUCUAGUCAUUUUCGUGGGAUUGUUAAGCGAUUAACCCAGGGAGCAGGGCUGUUACUCCUUGUAUUAAUCGCCUUAGUUUUGGAAAAUACACUAUUUAUUCAUUAUAAGUAUUAUAUAACGUAAAGUGAAACUGUUUUAAUUAUUACCUAAUUAAUUGUUAUUAUUUGUUCACUGUUCUUGUGUUUUUAUUGCUCUUUGCAAAACUUAUUAAAAAAAAUAGUUUUUUAUAUAAAAUACAUAAUAGCAUGGGGUUCUUCGAAAGGAAUGUAAAGAGGUUUCUUCAGGGUCAUCAACGCGCGUGUAAUACCCCUGGUAUUGCAGGUGUUCAUAGGCUACUGUAACCAAUUACCAUCAGGUGGGCCGUAUCAGUGCCUGCCAUCUCAGUGUUAUAAAAAAAUAAAAGCUUAACAUUGUGGACGCGGUUUGUCUUUAAAAUAAUAAAUCACGAUAGCUCCGAAAAAUUUAUAGCAAUUUAUUACAAAGUUCUCUAUAAUGACAUAAAAUCCAAAUUCCUUUUUACCCAAGUGAAAAACGUUGGAUUAUAUUAACAGUUUUGUUAUAUUAAAGAAAUAGGAAAUCGCGUUUACUACUAUUUGUACAAAUAAACAAAUCUUUUUUCUAUGUUGUACAAAAAAGUUUUGCAGUCAUUUUAUAAAAUAUACUGAUAUAUUUUUUAUGAUACUUAAAAUAGAAAACGAGCUGAUAGCCCACCUAAUGGAUAAAAAUAAAUGAC
This is a messenger RNA of Galleria mellonella (greater wax moth), 2072 nucleotides long. It is a transcript of the gene GABPI, whose product is annotated as palmitoyltransferase ZDHHC23-A. The transcript is spliced from 6 exons. Lineage: Eukaryota; Metazoa; Arthropoda; Insecta; Lepidoptera; Pyralidae. Gene Ontology annotation, molecular function: palmitoyltransferase activity. The record is from RefSeq and is a predicted model, not a curated record. Bases 181 to 996 code for a protein of 271 amino acids.